Messenger RNA from Vigna angularis (adzuki bean), 546 nucleotides. Its product is annotated as non-specific lipid-transfer protein A. NCBI's taxonomy places the organism in Eukaryota, Viridiplantae, Streptophyta, Magnoliopsida, Fabales, Fabaceae. Gene Ontology annotation, cellular component: membrane. The record is from RefSeq and is a predicted model, not a curated record. Gene Ontology annotation, biological process: lipid transport. The transcript has 2 exons. Bases 64 to 423 code for a protein of 119 amino acids. Gene Ontology annotation, molecular function: lipid binding.
GUGUUCCAUUCAUCCAAAAUCAAAGCACAAGAUUGAAUCACUUAGAUAAACCUCUCUGUCAAAAUGAAGACUGUCUUUGUAUCAUUCUUCACUCUGUUAAUUGUGUUAGUCUUCACAGUUACUGCCACAAAGCCAUCAAAGGGCAUAACCUGUGAGCAGGAAAAAGCCUUAGCGAGGCCAUGCUUAGAAUAUCUAACAAAGAAAACUGAUGCCCCUUCAACUUCUUGCUGCGAUGGGAUGAAAAAAAUCAUAUCUUCAUCACCUACAAAGGAAGAAAAACAAGCUGCAUGUACGUGCCUAAGGGAAGCAGGCAAUCGUAUUCCUAACCUAGACAAACUCAGACUCAAUAGUCUUUGCAAAGAUUGCAAAAUCAAGCUCCAUAAUCUCAUGUCCAAUGACUUGAAUUGCAUCAUACUUGAUUAAGCUAGGAACGGUGCAUUAUGCUGGGAAUUUUCUAUUUCUGUCACACAGAAUAACAUUGUUUGUUGAACUUCUCUCAACAAACAUUUAUGUUGAAAUUAAUAAUUAAUGAAUAUGCUUUAUAUA